Aspergillus fumigatus Af293 is the source of this 771-nucleotide messenger RNA. RefSeq names its product glutathione S-transferase. The record is from RefSeq and is a predicted model, not a curated record. NCBI's taxonomy places the organism in Eukaryota, Fungi, Ascomycota, Eurotiomycetes, Eurotiales, Aspergillaceae.
AUGAAUGCGAACCGAGGCGCCAAAAUCAUCCUGCACUGGUUGGAGAAGUCCCGCGCCCAGCGCAUAAUGUGGCUCAUGGAAGAACUGAACCUCUCCUACGACAUCAAGACCUACAAGCGCGGUCCCAACGGCAUCGCUCCCCCGGAGCUCAAACAGAUCCAUCCAUUGGGGAAAUCACCCAUCGUCUCGGUCCAACCGCCGGAUGCCUCCCCAAUGGUUCUUGUCGAGUCGGCCGCCAUCAUCGAGUACUUCCUCGACCAUUUCAGCUCCCCCAGCACCCACCUCGUUCCCCAGCGGUACAAGCCCGGGCGCGAGGGCCAGGUAGAUGGCGAAACAGACGCCUGGAUGCGCUAUCGGUUCUUUAUGCACUACGCCGAGGGAAGUCUCAUGUCUCCGAUUCAGGUGCAACUCAUCAUGAAUGCUGUCAGAGACGCCCCUGUCCCCUUCUUCAUCAAACCCAUCACCGGCUUCAUCACCGGCAAAGUCAGCGCCGAGUUUCUGGACCAGGAACUUCGCACCCAUUUCCGCUUCCUCGAGGACCAGCUGGCGUCGGCGCCGGAGAAUGGGCCGUUCCUGUGUGGUUCGCGGUUGACGGCCGCGGACAUCCAGAUGAGUAUUCCGGUUAUUGCGGCGCUCAACCUUUCCAUCAUCCCGCGGGAGGAGUAUCCGCGGUUGGAUGCUUAUGCGGGGGCGAUUCAGAAUGAGCAGGGCUAUAGGCGGGCUGUGGAGAAGGUGGAGAGGAUUGAGGGGAAGCCUUUUGUGCCGAUCUAG